Messenger RNA from Blepharisma stoltei, 475 nucleotides. Lineage: Eukaryota; Ciliophora; Heterotrichea; Heterotrichida; Blepharismidae. The record is from the annotation of a GenBank genome assembly.
AUGUCUGACAGCAGUCCCCACAACUCUCCGAGACCGCGCUCAAAGACUCCUCCUAAACGAAUUUCUCUCUUCCUCCGGGGGCUUGUAAUUUCCAAUUAGUCAGAAGAAAUCAAAGACACCGACCUUCGCGAAUUCUUUUCCAAGUUCGGCGAAAUCCGCGAUGUUUACAUUCCAAAGGAUUAUUACACUCGUAAGCCUCGAGGUUUUGGCUUCGUAGAAUUCCUCAACUAUAAUGAAGCCAAAGAGGCUUUGGAAAAAACUGAUGGUACUGAGGUCUUGGGAACCACAGUAAAAGUGGUGUUUGCAAGAGAAGAGCGAAAAGCAGUAACUUUAAUUUUAGCCAGAUGAUAUGAGAAGGCGUGAAAGAAGAUACAGGCGCUCUCGAUCACCAAGAAGAAGAUCUAGAAGGUAUUUGCUAUGCAGCCGGACACCUCCAAGAUAUAGAAGAGAUAGAUCAUAUUCGUCUUCAAGGUAA